GUUUGGUGAAAAUUGAAAACUGGAAAUCCUUGAGCUUAACAAAUAAGGAUACAACUUCUUGCGCUACUUCGUCUUUUUUUGUGUAAGGUCUCAUCAUCCAACAAAUAGCUCUUGCGACAAUGUACCGGAGUUAUUAGCGAAUAAUUUUCAAAUCUUGCGUAUGAUUUAAAGACUAAAAUUGCUCUCGAGAAUCUGGAACAUCGAUUAUUGUCCCAUCAAAGUUGGUGAUAUGCAUGAACUCAGGAAGAUCAACGAGCUUAAGUUUUAUCUGUCGAAGGAUUAUGGUAACACACUUGGUUUUCACGAACUCAUAAAGUUUUUACUCGAAUGCAGACCUUCUAAAGAAAAGUUAUCUCUUGGGAGGUUUAUAAUUAAUUACUUUGUCAGGCAUUUGCACAACACAAGCUUGGCAGAACUAACUUCUCUGAUCCUUAAUGAUAUUUACAUGUUAUUAGCUUUAGCGGGAUUUGAGGAUAUAAAAAUAGAAGGUCUGGUUGCUGAACAGCUUCAAAUAGUUUGCUUGUUCGGUGUGAUUGAAUACAUUCUGUCAAACAAGUUGACAUACAACUUUUCAUCCAUCUGCUCCUCAAUCAGUCAUUUCAUCAUUGAUCGGCUUAAAAAUUAUUCCCCCAGUGUUUUAUUGCAGAGCAUCUCUCUGGCUAAGGUGUGGUGUUCAUUCAUCUUUCUGAAGGUUCUAAGCGAGGGUUUCGAUGAUUGUGUGACUAAAUGCGCAAAAGUAAUUUGUAGAUCCAUUUAUCUUCACGCUGGAUCAUCUAAUGGGGUUGUAGAAAAUUCAGUUCAGGAGUUUUUUCUACAUAUUCUUGGCAUAAUUUUAUCAUUGAGCAAGAAAGAUUCCGAAUUUUUAUCGGUUUUUAGAGCAUUUGUAAACGAUAUUAUCCCAUGUCAUUCUGUGAACGUAACAAGGCAUUUCAAGUUACCUAAAAAUUCAAUUCAUUGCUUACUUUCCGUCGUAAAGUGCUUAGGACUUGUUGAGGCUCUUAAUUACGAUUCAUUUCUUGUGUGGAGUCUUUUAUUGGGUGUUGAAUAUAAUUGCACAUGUAAUGUGGCUUGUGGUAUUAUAAAGUCUAUUUUCGAACAAAGUGUAACCAUCAAGCGAAAUUCUUCACAGGUAUAUGAUUUUAACGUACUUAAACCUGUAAUUCAAUUGAUGUUAACUGGAACGGUAGAUUGUCCCAUGUCAAAGAUGUCCUGUAGUUGUAAUUUUCUCUCUACUACCAAAUCGUUUCAGAAUACAAGCUGGGAUAAUUUUAUUCAUAGUUGUUUGACUAGUCAAUUCACUUUAUUACCCGGUUCAGAUGCAUUGGAAAGUGUUUUGGUCGUAUCCGAUUGGGAAGCUUCACAGUUAUCUAAAAAUUUUCUUCUAAUUGAUCAACUACUUGAACAUCUUUCUUUGACUUUUCUUAACUCAAAAGAUGAUCAAUAUUCUGAUAUAAGUGAACAGAAGUUGCUUGUUUGGUUACGAUCAUAUAGUUUGAAAGAUUAUUCCGAUCUACCAUUGUCAGUGAAACAGCUGGUACCUACUAUUUUAACAUACAGCGCUUUACAUCAUAAUGAUUAUGUACGUAUAUUAGCAUUGAAUGGGAUUCACAAGUUUUUAUGCAAAUAUUUACAUAUGAAAAGUAAAGCCAAUAAUAAUAAUGAUAAAGAGUCGACGAACUUUAUACUGUCCAACAUAUCUACUACUGAAAUCUUUAUGGAUAUAUUUCUUAAUUGUUGUAAUACAUUUAACAAUUGUUCAAAUCCAUCUUAUCGUAAUCAGUUUCAAAAAAUUUUCCUCAGUUUAAUAGAAUGUAUACGAAUCAUAUGUAAAUCUAUUCAUUUCAAUAAUAGUAUAGAAAUAUUGAAUAGUCUUAGUCAUAGUAAUAAUGAAAGUAUUAUUUGUUUAUCAGAUACUGAAAUAUGUUUACAAGUGUUUGAUAAUUUGUUUGAUUUGAACAGAAUGAAAGAUGAGAGUGUUUUAAGUAUACAGGAUAAUGAUGUAUUAUAUUUAGUUAAACUCAUACGUUUUAUCAGUUCAAUGUGUCGCCUCACUACUAUUCAUACUGGAACAGGUUGUCAAAAUACUAUUGACAUAAAAGUAACUACGAGUAUACACACUUACUUUUGGCCAGGGAUGAGUUAUCAACGUGCGAAACUUUUGCUGGAUAUUAUUGAAACUGCAUUAGGUGUUCUCAAUUUAACACCGAAUGGUCCAUGGAAUAAAAAAUCCAGUAAAUGGAGAUCAGAAUUUGGUAAAGACUCAUUAUACAAUUUACGGACAUUAAUCGAUAACAUUUCUGUACGAUUUAAUUGGGACUACAAAUCGACUAAUUUAUUACGAUAUUUAUUGAACGGACUUCUCUAUGUAAGCUCAGAUCUGCAGUCACAAAUUUUAUCGAUUAUUUAUGAUCAUUGGAUUGAAAAUAAGAAUGCAUUGAAGGAGGCGAUUUAUCCCACUAUGGUUGAUUUAGCUUGUGCAUGGUGCGAUACUCCAUGGUGUUCAGUUUAUACAUCUGGAGCGAAUAUUUUAACAUUCUGUUCCAUCAAUGAACUAUGGGAUUCUGCCUACCUUGGUGCAGAUAUUCGUACGUGGUUUUUAAAUAAAUUGAAAAGAUUUUGUGAAUUAACCUGGAUAACCAAUAACAGUCUUGGUAAUGUUGAUUUAACCGUGUUUAGCAGUAAAUUACUUCAAGUUGUUCGGUUUCAAUCUGGUCUAGGGUUUCUCUUGACUAUUGAUCAAAUUCUAACUACCUGUCUAAGUAGACUAAUGAAAAAUUCAAAGAAUAAUAAAUGGAAUCAAUUCAUUGAUCCAAUGCUUUAUGAAUUCAUUUGUUGUAAAGAAUUACCCACUCUAUGUUUGGAAUUAUGUAAUCUAUGUCUUUUUUCAAUGGGUUGUCAAAUUUGUCAAUUUAAUGAAGAAGACGAUUGUUUUGUAAUGAAUUUUUCAAAAGGUGCCUGUUCAUUCCGAGAAUUGGGUAAAUCGAUUUUGAAGACUGUUACGUUAGCUAGACGAAAUCAAUCAUUAUCAGUUGGUAAUGAAACAGUCGGUCAAUCAACACAUUGUCAUCUCAUCCAAACCUCACAUACACAUACUACAACUAAUCCAACAACUGUAAGUAAUGUAGAUAAUUCUGAUGUGGAUUUAUUAAAUUCUAUUGAAUUAUUACCGGAAUACCAACAUAUUCUCUCUUGGUCAUGGAAUACCUUGAAAUUCUGUUCCAGCAUUAUUGCUAAUUGGUUUGCUAUUCAGUGUAAAUUACCUGAAGAGAAUGUAAUAGCUGUUGUGGAAAGGAAAUCGCUUGCUUCCAAAAUUGGCUAUCAAUUAUUGCAUCAAUUGUUACAAUGUCGUCAUAAGGGAACCAUAGAAGCACUAUAUUCUAAUCUUCUUCUUUAUUUACAAACUGUUGAAAACCAUCAACUUGCAUCUUGUUCUUCAUUGAAAACAUGUAAAGAUGAUGCUUUAAAGCCAUCAGUUUUAAAACUGGAUUCCAUAAAUCUGACUACUGAUGUUAAAUAUUUAUCCACCUGUAAUGGAGCUAUUUCUGCUGAUCAUAUGCUACGAAUAUGUUGGAAUGUUCUUUGUAACAGUGCUUACUCUGUUACUAGACGUGGGGCUGGGCUAAUACCAGUUAUACGUGCUUGUCUUCUGGUUAAAUCUUGUAACGGACUUGAAAAUCCUCCAUGUUCACUUGUUUGUUGUUUAAAAAGUUUAUUUGAAAUUACACAAUCAGAUGAUAAUGAUGUUUAUAAUAAUGUGAAUAAUAAUACUACUCAUACUAUAUCUGAUUCAACAACACUUCAUGACCCGCCACGAGUAUUCGCUUUACAUUUACUACAUGGACUAUUUACUGAUUCUCGAUUACGUGUACAUGAACAUUCUGUUCCGAUAGAAAAUAAUAAUAGUCUAUCACAUGUUAGAAAUUGGACAAUUGAAGCUCUUCAAUUAGCGGUUAUUCCUGGUUUUAAUUCGAAAAAAUGGAAUGUUUGGAAUGGUGCUCUUCAACUUCAUAGUGCAUUAAUCUAUCGUCUCACUGGUCUCGACUUAGAAUUUCCAUUAAUUUCGGAUAUCUGCUUUCAAUAUCCUAAAAUGUUGGAUAUUAUAUUAAGUUGUCUGAAUAGUAAUUAUCAAAAUUUAUCGUCUACGCAAACUUUAAUUCCAAUACUUACUUUAAUUGUUAGAUUUUCUCCAUCAUUUGAUCAUUCGUUGAUAGUGUCAUCAAAAAUUGAUGAAAUUCUCAAUAGACUAGAAUAUAUUCUUUUCAAUCAUUGUAGUAUGCAUAUUCGUAAACUUGCUUCAAAAGCAUAUCAUGUAUUUCUAUGCCCACCAAUUGAUGCAUACUAUCGAUGUGAAUCAAUAAAAUGUUCACAAGAUAAACAAUCUUCACUUUGUAUUAUAUCAAGCAUUGGACCAUUAAAAUUAAUUUGUCAUUCAUGUUCAUUACAUAACUCUAAUAAGAACAUUUUAUAUAAUUCUAUAACAAAUGCAGUACAUGGUAAUUUAUGCUUAUUACAAUCAUGGUAUGAAAAUAAAACUUGUGAAAUUAUUCAACAUUGGAGAGAAUCAUUAUUCAACAUAAAAUCGGCAUUGAAUUAUCUUCUUCACUGGAUAUCUAUUUCUGCUUGGUAUCUUGCUUAUGAAUUAUGUAUUCUGAUGAAUUCUGUUUAUACAAAUCAUACAACGAUUCACUGUGAAGAGGAUUAUCUAACGGAACUGUGGACAGCAUUACUCACUUUAAGAAAACCAAUAUUUUCUUUGUCUAAUGAGCCAUUUCAUAUUGAAUUUUUAAUUGAAUUUCGUCAUAUUUGUAUAAAAUUAUUUAAUAAAAAUUUAUCCAACUAUAUGAUUAUUCAUUAUGCUGAAACUGAACCAAUCCUACUUUUACGUUUUCUCAAUCUAUUAAAAAUGAAUUCUAAUUUCUCUGAUGAGUUUACUUUGAAAUUAAUUGGUUAUUGGAUAAAUUGGCGAUCGUUAACAUAUGAUGUUGAUCAUGAUGAUCAUGAUCAUCACCCUGAUAAUCAGUGUGUGAAUAAUUUCUUGGAAUAUAUCUAUCCACAUGUUAUGUGGUGUUUUCUAGAAUUUUUCAAUUUGUCAUGUAAUACUAUUUGUUUUAUGCAAAGAGUUCAAAAAGAAUUCAAUGUCGAAACUUUAUUAUCACGAGUAUCGAAUUUAUGCCUAAUGAAUAAGAAUAUUUCUGGUAUUCAAUUUUGUAUUCAUCGUUCGCGAUUAUUAUAUUUUAUGACAUGUUUACUCAAUUGUCUAUCACCAUUAACAUCACUGAAUUAUUCAUUUUAUAUGAAUCAGUGGCUUAGUUUACUAAGUGAUUGCUUACAAUAUGAACAUUCAACUGAAUCGCGAAUUUCAGCUUCAAAAUCUUUACAAUUAUGGACAUUGCAAUUUCAUCCAAAUAAUCAUACAAAAUCACCGUCAAUAUCAAAUCAGAUUGAUUUAAUGAAAUCAGUUUUAAAUAUAUCACAACGUAAAAGAUUGUUGGAUUGUAUAUUUCAUGGUUUAUUUGAUGAAUCACCUGAAGUUCGUUCAAUCCUGAGUACUGUUAUCAAUUUUUGGUUAAAAUCAUCCAUAAAUCAAACGAAUUCUUUACAUUUUAACCAUGCGAAUACUCAUUUAAUCACUUUACAUAAACUAUUGAAACAGGUUGUUCCAUUGUUAUUGUUAAAUGAAAACAGCGAUGAAGACAAGAACAUCAAUAGUAAUAAUACUGAUAAUAAAAUGCAUUCAAGUGAUAAUCUGACAUCCAAUGAAUCUACAUAUUGGUUAUGCAAUAACUGGUUAACUAUUAUGAAAUCAAUGAAUUGUCUAAUGAUUGAUGAAUAUGAAUCAAGUCAACGGAAUAUGUUGUAUGAUAGAGAAGCCUAUAAUACAUUCUGCGAACCACGUUUACAAAUUGACUUAUUAUUUACAUAUCUUCGUAUGGAACGGAAUAUGACUAAAGAGAAUCUCCUCCGUGUCACAUCAUCAUUGAUUAACCAAGCAGAUGAUCAUUUACUGUCUAUAUGCAAUGUAAAAGGUUUACAGAUUGAAAAAAUUUUAGCUAUCGAAAGUUGGUGUGGUCCAAUUGUCCCAUUUGCAGUGUUUACAAGAGAUUACAGUCUUCAAUUGAUAAAUUCAGUGAAAUCAUGAAAAAUAAAGAUUUUUACGUUUUAAUAUUGAGAUAGUUACAUUAUAAUUGUACAUAAUGUGGGUCAAUAAAAGAUUUGUUCAAAUUGUUUAUUAUUAUUAUUGUAUUUAAUACUUGUGUGCGGCUUAUGCUCCUCCACGAGGGGUAACAAGCGUAAGUAAGUAUUAUUGUGUUUGUUCGUUGUAUACCAUAGCAUAUUAGCGUUUAGGUCAUUCGGUUUUCACACAUAUACAGGGAGUUCAAUGAAAAUAGGCUGACACCAUAGCAAUAAAAAUAAUUAUUCUUUAACAAACAUUAUUUAAUUAAUUUAUAAAAGGAGAUUAAUCAGAACACGAAUUGAGCAGAGUUAAAAUUAUUGAUUAGUUUCUUCAUUAAUUAAAGGUACCAAGAAAGUAGAAUGUUUUAUUUAAGUAAUGAUUUGUUCGAAACCAUAAAUAGUAACUGCUUUACUUUACAUGUAGCCGUGAAAAAAUACCAAAACGUUUGAUAAUCGAACUGUCUGUGAAAUAACAUUCGUAACAUAUAUCAAAGUCGUUAUUAAAGGAUAGUGGCAUUCAUUAGAUUAUCGCCAGUGAGUUUAAAUUCACAUUUCCAUGCCUUUAUGUUACUAAUAUUAUGUUAGAAAUGCUUCGGAAACUUUGAACACUCAAAAUUUUCAUCAUUGUAUGUCCAAAACGUUCGUACGCAAUGAAAACCAUAAUUAUGGAAGAGUAUAUCUUGUUUAUUAUUAUAUACUCUACACAUUACCCAAGAUGAAGGUAAAUCAUUGUUUUGAUUAACAGAGUAACUUUCAUCUACAAUCACUUAUUUUCAUUGUUAGAAUUGAUAUUUUUCAAUUAAAGGAAGAUCUAUUGAUCACAGAUCAUCGUUUAGUUAGGUAUGUUACAUUGAAAAAGGUAUUUAAAUUAUCUGGACCUAUUAUACUUGUCAGUUAACAAAGUCAUAUAUACUAAACAGGUUAGUUGUAUAAAAUAGUAGAGAAUGGUUUACAAUUUUUCAUGAUAUUAUCAAAGGAAUCGUAACUUCUAAUAUUAAGCUAGAAAAUCUCUAGGAUAAAAAUAAUCUACUAUAAAUACAAAAAUAGUAAGUAAAAUUGGGAUAGCAUAUUUAACAACCUAAAACGGUUUAAUGAUAGUGACCAAACAAUGACAUUUAAAAUAUCCUAAUUAAACAAUGUAUAAAGUGGAAUGGAUUCAUUACCGAAAUGUCAUGGACAAGAAAGAUACAUAAAAUUCAAUUUCUUCAUUAUUUUCAACUUAAAUUCGUUUGUGAUCAAAGAGAGUUAUGUGUAAAAUUGAUAACAUUUUCAGAGACUACAUUAUUACAUAUUUUUUUUGUCCCUUUUUCAUGAUUUAUAAAGAAAUAUAAAAUCUAUUUACAAAAUCCUAUUUAACCUUCAUCUAUAUUCUUUAACAUUUUCGAUUCAUUUCUUAUUGAUGUUGCUAAUUCUUUCGUUCCAUAUAAAGGUCUAUUCCUUAUAGAACUAUUAUAUGUUAACAUUAAACUGUCAACUUAUUUAGUUAAACAUCUUUUUUUUAUUAUCAAAUUCAAGUUUACAUAAGUUAGUUUUCAUCAACAAUAUUCAACAUAUUCAGUUUCAUUCAUAAUUUAUCAUAGUUUUGUAAUAAUACUAUUACUAAACAGUUGUCAGCAAGAGAAAAACGAAAGCUUGGAUACUAUUUGACGACUUAGAAAAAGAGCCUAGACAUUUUAAAAACAUUUUGUUUUGUAGAAAAAAGACGUCUUAUAAAUAUAUAUAUACCCGCCCCCCCAGGGAACGUUCUGUAAUCUUAGCUGAAAUUAUAAUACCAACUUUUCACUCAUCACAUUUAUCCACAUUUUACAUAAUAUUAUUUCAACCACCACACUGACUGUAUAAUUCCAUCAUGGAAAUGAAAUCUUUGUAUUUGUGUAUGCAUAUAUAUAUAUAUAUAUA
This is a messenger RNA of Schistosoma rodhaini, 8073 nucleotides long. NCBI's taxonomy places the organism in Eukaryota, Metazoa, Platyhelminthes, Trematoda, Strigeidida, Schistosomatidae. The record is from the annotation of a GenBank genome assembly.